Sycon ciliatum is the source of this 4820-nucleotide messenger RNA. RefSeq names its product platelet binding protein GspB-like. The record is from RefSeq and is a predicted model, not a curated record. The transcript has 9 exons. The coding region runs from base 377 to 3910 and encodes 1177 amino acids. Gene Ontology annotation, cellular component: extracellular region; cell surface. Lineage: Eukaryota; Metazoa; Porifera; Calcarea; Leucosolenida; Sycettidae. Gene Ontology annotation, biological process: heart development; anterior/posterior pattern specification; nodal signaling pathway. Gene Ontology annotation, molecular function: calcium ion binding; activin receptor binding; nodal binding.
CUUGUGGUAGCGGCCACUGAAACCAGGAGUAGGAAGCUAGCUCAGCUCUGAGUCUGGGCGGACAAAGCGCAGCUGCAACUGCUGCGUCGAGUGCCAGUGCCACUGCCACGGAGUAGGCACUGCUGCUGCUCGCUGGUUUUGAAGUCCGUCCUCUCUCUACUCGACGUGCAGCACGCGCUGGUCUACAGUUCUGGCAAGUCUUCCUCUGUGUCAGUAGCACCGUGAAUGAUUCCAACUGGCUGCAGUUCUGCCACUCCAAACUCCUAAACUGUUCCCUGUUCAGAUCUUCUUCGUCGAGAUGAGUCUGUCGUCACGCUGAAAGCUGGUGGAGCCACUGGAGGCGGUUGUCCGUGUGCAUGCUCAAGGUUGUGAGCAAAUGUGGCGAGGGAUGCAGGGUGCUGGCGAGGGAACGGAUCGUCAUCCCGGGUUAGGUAGAAGAUCGACAAGCCGAGGAAUAGCGGCGUUGGUGCGCUGCUCACGCUCAUGGAACGCUUUGUCGUUGCUGCUAGCGCUCUCCUGCGUGCUGCUACCGAGCGGACUGGGACAAGUGUCAGAUCAUCUAGGUGAUGUUAAUUUCCGCUGCACCAGCCUGGAGGACUGCCGCACUCCGGACGGCUUCGCCUACUGCGACAAGCGCUCGGGACGCUGCGACUGCUCGUUCUCCACGUUCCUGCACGGCGUGCGAUGCAACAAAGUGUGUACGGACGACCGACGGCGUGGCCAGUGUCGUCACGGUGUCUGUCGCCAGGACGACAACGACUGGCUGCUCAUGGCCGGCUUCUGCACGUGCGAUGCAGGCUGGCAGAUUGACCACAACUACAUCUGCAACAAACCUAUUUGCCGACAAGAGUGUGAGAAUGGAGGUUACUGCUCGGAGCCCGACAUCUGCGUCUGUUCGGACGGUUUUACUGGGAGCAGAUGUCAACACAAAAUCACGUGCGAGGACUUGCCGGCACCACGCUGGGGCAGGACGGUGAGGACAAACAUUUCCGGUUACCAAGCACAGCUGUUCACGUGUCCUAGAGGAUUCAACUUGAGAGGCUCGGCUAUCACUCUCUGCGAGUUCGGACGGUGGAAUGUUCCGCCACCAAUCUGCCAUGAUCAUGACGAGUGUUGGCUGGAGACGCACAGCUGCAGCAAGUGCGAGCUCUGCAUCAACGCCGAGGGAACGUACUCGUGCGCACGGUUGCCCAGCAUGCUCGGCUGGGUGUACGACGCCAACACGGGCAUCUGCGGUCCUCCCGCGAGCGUUGCCACGACAACUCCGCCGUCGUCCCCGACAACCGUGCCACCGUCUAGUGGCAUGUCGCCAGUACCACCACCUCUUGACAUGCAUGUAGGAUGCAAACCAACGCUAGAGCUUCCGCUGAAUGCUAUAGAGAUCGUGUACGAUGCUGAUGACGAUGACGAUGAUGAUGAUGAUGUCGCUCAUACCCACACCAGUCAACGUCCUCCCGGUCAUGUGACAGCAGUUUUGAAAUGCCGUCAUGGUUACCUGGCCAGGGGAGGAGCGAUGUGCGUCGGGUCCGGCGACGUGUGGCUGACGGGCGGGUUCACUUGCGAACGUGAUGGAUCUAUCGUACUACCCAAUGUAUCUGAAUCCGAAGGCGGUGGCGAGCCAAGUCGUAACAUGUCCACCAUAGCCCUGAUUGUGACUCUGACUGUCAUUGGGGUUGUCGUUCCCACCGCCGUUAUUGUCAUUCUCAUCUGCUAUCGAGAAAGGCGGCGUGGUGCCUACAAGUACACUGCUGCCGCUACAAAAUCUUCCUCCUCACCGGCAGCCAUCGGAGCCGCCGUCGCCACAACAACAGGACCAGCAGGAGCAUCGGUAACGGUUGCCAUCAUGUCCGGCUCAAGUCCUCUGUCCUCGUCUUCCAGCACCUCAUCAUCAUCGUCGUCCUCGUCCAGCUCGGCAGACAACGAGGCAAGCUCUACGGCCACGAAAUCGCAGACCAUCGAAUGUCACUACGUCGAUAGUCCCACGGCUUUCGGGAGGAGCGUAUCGGCGGGUAUAGCCCCCGAGCCCAACGUGUUCAACUUCCGUCAGUCUACGCCGGGUGAGGUCGUCAACGGCAACGGUGCCGGAGCGGCUUGCAGCCGGCUCAAGGCGGCAGCUGCAGCAGAUCAUGAGGCGGACGCGCAGCACUACGCGUCACGCGACGUCCUCACCUCCCUUCCGUCGCCCAUGACCAACCCCCCGGGGCGGGGCAUCGCGUCCAUUGCCGGAGCGGCGGCAACCAGCAGUGGCGCCAGGGGCAACGCCGAGCGCCAGUCCCCGCAGAAACCAUCGUCAUCGUCGACAAGUGCCGAUCAGGUUUGUCGUCACUAUAGCAACAGCACCGAGGUAACCGUGGUGAGUGUGGACGCCGACGGUUACGAGGAUAUGGUCACCUCUCCCGAGCACUCCGUACAACUAAAGGCCUACGCCCACGCCAGCAGCCGCAGCGCAUCCGCGUCACCGAAACGAGACUCUCGCAUCAACGCCACCGUUGCCCCCUGCGAUGGCCAGAAGCAGCCUCCGCCGGCGCCGGUGCGCCGCGCCUCGGACCCGGCCUCGCUCGGGUACAAGGUGCAGCUGGGCAAGUUCUGCUCAUUGCCACGGAGACAGCGUAGUGUGCCGACCGCGGGCACGGCGACGGCCAAUCAUGAGUCAGCAAGGCGGAGUGUGAUCAACUCGCUUGACCGGACACCGUGUAGUAAAUCCGGUGCAGCAGUGACCGCAGACGGAUAUACGAGUAUGGAUGACGACAUCAAUGUGUACGACACUCCAGCACGACUAGGAACAGACGGCAAUAGCGACGGCCACGACGCCGACGCUUACGAAAACGUCGACAUCUCGCCAGUCGCCAGCGGCUGCGAGUCGGACGGACAGCUCACCAAGGAUGAUGGCCCGGUGUCCGAAGAGAACGGCACGGAACGUGCCACUCAGUUGAUGAAGGCGUGCGUCCAUGCCGAGAAAGCCGUCACAUCCGAGCACAGUCCAGCAGCGGUGCAAGUGGAGACGGUGGCAGCGAAAGACCACGGGGCUGCAGCGGAGGCGGCGGUCAUUGCCCGUUCGCCGCUAGGCCGAAAGAAGCAGAGCAAGGGUGGUGAUGGUGGUGGUGGUGGUGGUGGUGAUGGUGGUGGUGGCGGCUGUGGUGGUGGUGGUGGGGACGCGCCAUCGCAGGAUAUCCGCGCGGCGAUACUUGCACACCUGAACACUCUGAGCAGCAGCACUAGUACCAGCGCCUUUCUGGAAUUGAGUGAGACCAACGACGAUAGAGCUGAUACCACCACCACCGAAAGAGGCAAGUCCAGGACGCUCGCGUCGUCAUCGGCGAUUGCCUCGUCGUCGCGCUUCCACGAGGGCCGCGCCGGCACCCUGCCGCGGGGAUUCGGUCGCAGUCGCCAUGGCAACCCCGCGUCGUCGCGGCAACGAGCGUCCAUCCUGCCGGCGCCGCCGCAGAAGCCCAACGUCCGGCGCGCCUCCUCGUCCCGCGACGUGGUUGCCCUUGGCAGCAAGAUGGCCGCCACCACCGGCAGCGACAACAACCACCAUGGCUACGCCAACUGCUCCAGCAUCCCGUCGCUGUCGGCGGCGAACCGCGCGCGUCAGGUCGAGCGCGAGGAACGGGUGCAGGCCACGAACACGCAGCACGUGUCGGCGCUGCGCAAGAACUUCCAUCGGCUCAGCGCGCUGCAGGUGUCCACGCUGAACACCGCUCGAUCUGCCUGUGCGUCCGAUGCUCCGAGCACUGGCAGUGCUGUGUCUUCGGUUACGGCCACAGUGUUGACGUCAUCACCGAACUACGCAGAACCAGCAAGUCCGGGUGCGGAUACUGAAGCAAGCAAGGCGGUCGUGAAGAAAACAUCGUCGUCGUCGUCGUCGUGUGCUGUUGACGACUGUGGGUACCUGCGACCGGCUGACUAGACGGAAGUGCUGUCGAACACUCUCAGGUGUGUGUGUGUGUGUGUGUGUGUGUGUGUGUGUGUGUGUGUGUGUGUGUGUGUGUGUGUGUGUGUGUGUGUGUGUGUGUGCAUGUGCGUGUGUGUGCGUGCGAGCGAGCGAGCGUGCGUGAGUACUUUCUUGUCCUGGUCAACUUGAGAAUUUGCCUAAUUUAUCAACAACACCAACUUCGCUUGAAGUUCUCCACAUAGGGUGCUACACACCUGGGGAGUACUAAAAAAACAGGAUUUUAGUACUCCUGCUACACACUGUCUCCGUCAAUGGUUCUUCCUCAACCACUCUCUGAUGUACCCUGUACAGCUGGCUUUGUUUGCCUCUAGCCAUCUGUAGAGAUUUAGCGUUUUAGUAUUGAUACUCAAUUUUGGUCAACUGUCUGGCUACUUUCUAGAAGUACGCUUUAGGGUGGGUGUGUAUCCGUGGGUGCGUGCGUGUGUGUGCGUGUGCCAGUGUGUGUGUCUGUGUGUGUGCCAGUGUGUGUGUGUGUGUGUGUGUGUGUGUGUGUGUGCGUGUGCCAGUGUGUGUCCGUGUGUGUGUGUGUGUGCACGUGUGCCAGUGUGUGUGUGUGUGUGUGUGUGUGUGUGUGUGCAUACGCGUGUGGUUGUGCGACUUUCGUCGUCUUCAAAGUUUUCGCAUCAUUACUCCAGUCUAGCAAGUAGGUGGUAGCCAGUUUAGAUUGGCCAGUUUUUUUUAAGCUCAGUUUCCGCUAAUCUUGCCAACUCUCACAAUGUUCUAACACUGUCACUUGAUCCCAGCAUUCCUCCCUGACCCUUUCCACUGAAUUCUGUAUUUAAUCCUGAUCCCCUUUUCUUUCCACCCCAUUUUUGCUUAUGUUGAGCCUUUUAAUGAUUAAAAACAAAACAGUCAAUGAACCUCA